GGGGAAACAAAAACAGUUGAUGCAGUUAGAAUAAUAUGGGAUAUAUUUUCAAGAAGUAGAAAUCUGAUGUGGCGUUUAUUUAAUUGGUAUAUCUGGUGAGAGAUGAAAACAUCGCUAUAGUCUGAUGGAUGGCCAGACGUGUGCUCUCCCGAAUCAUUCUCCUCUGUCUGUGUCUGACACUUGUGGGAGUGUUUUUACUGGCCGUGUACCCACUGCGUGAUGUGGCGUGCUUGUGUAGGCAGGACACUGGGGCAGGGCUGCCGGGAGAUCAAGUUGUUGUGCCACCCAGUGGCCAUAAGACCAAUACAAGUGCACACACCACAGACAUUCAGUCAAGUGGAUCUCAUUCUCUGGCCAUCAUUGUUCCUCUGCGAGAUCGAUUUGAGGAGCUGAUGGAAUUUGUGUCGCACAUGAAGCAAUUCUUGUCGGCACAAAAUAUCAAGUAUACGAUUUAUGCCAUGAAUCAGAUAGACAGCUACAGAUUCAAUAGAGCAUCAUUGAUCAAUGCUGGAUUCCUGGAAUCUCGGACAGCAUGUGAUUACAUCGCAAUGCACGAUGUUGACUUACUUCCGCUGAAUCCUGACCUCAGCUACGCAUACCCAGAGGAAGGGCCAUUCCACAUAGCCGCGCCCAGUCUCCACCCUCUUUACCACUACAAGACUUUUGUGGGCGGAAUACUGCUCAUUAGUCGCAAACAGUUCGAACUGCUGAACGGGAUGUCUAACAGAUACUGGGGUUGGGGUCGGGAAGAUGACGAGUUCUACGUCAGGAUGAAGAAAAAAGGGAUUAAGAUUCGCCGGCCCAUGAAUAUAACAACUGGUUAUAAGACGUUCCACCACGUUCAUGAUAGACAAAGACGACCACGUGACCAGAAGAGAUACUUUGAUCAAAUUGAGAAAACACGACGUCUGGACAGGGAGACUGGAGCGAGCACUGUGAAAUAUCAAGUUGUCAGUCAGCGACUCCUCACUGUCGAUGGGGCACCCGUCACCGUGUUAAACAUCAGGCUGGAGUGUGACCUUGACCUUACUCCUUGGUGUCUAAACCCAGAAGACCAACCAGCAUAUUUGAAAAUGAAAAAAAAGUCGUAGAAACAACAGUUUAAAAGUCCCAGCUGUCAGUGUUAAUAACUGAGAUUGAAAAGGUGUUGAAAUCCAUUUUUGCUUCCAUUGAACAACGAACUUAUCAAAUGUUAAGUGGAGGUCAGCAACGGGAAGGUGGACCAGCCCUGGCGGUUUUAAGGAUCGUACAUUGUAGAUGCCAAGUUCGCAUCCUAUGAGAGUGUGGCACGUACGACUCACUGGGUUGGUAUAUAACCAAUAUAUUACCUCUGUAUCACUGACAGCCCAGUUAGUUCAUCAAGAUUAAGCUCGCGUGCAUGCACAACAGCGAGGUUUAUCCUGCCUAGCCAUUAAGCCAUUAGCAUUUCUGAACGGUUCCGAGGAAUUUUGCUCGGAACGAAUUGCGGUCAAAAUAACGACUACCAUCACGUUUUCACACACUAAUCGUGUAUUGUGAUCUAUUUCAAGCUCAUGGAGACCAAGAAAUACUUACUUUGAAAUGAUCUUCACUUUGAAUUAAAGGAAAAGAAAUGCUAAUGAUUUAAUGGCUAGGCAGGAUAAACCUCGCCGUUGUGUUUGCAUGCGAGGUUAAUCUUGAUGAACUAACAGCUCAGUUAGCUGAAAAUGUGUCAUCGACAAUAACCUUAAACAGUAAAAUAAAAAUAAAUGAUCAAAGUGACAUACUCUAGUAUUUAAACACUACGGCAUAUUUUUCACUAUUAGAGCCAUUUCUAAUCAUUGAAAUCAAACAUUACUUAGAUAUUAUUAUUUAGAUUAUCCAUUUCCAUACAUCCAAAGUGUUUCUCGUUAUCCCAGUGUUUUUAAUACCAAAAAAUAAUUUUUUCAUCUUUUUAAAAAUUCAUGUACCUCAUGUACCUGGUUAUGGAAUCGAGCUUUACUUUAUUUUUAAAGUGUAUUUAUACUUUUCAUCAUCACAGACUCUUGUUUUUCUCUAUUGUAACUUUAUAAAAAUGUGUUACAGGUUUGUAGAUUAAGCACAUUUAGUGUUCAUUUUCACAAGUUGAAACUUGGGUCGGCAACUUUACAAGGAAGGUUAGAUGAAUUGUUGUGUUUAGUUCUGGCAAAAAAGGAUGUUGGACAACUCCGUGUAAUUUGCUUGUUAAACUUACUGUUAUAGCUGCUUCCAUGUGGCAGCUGGUGAUAACUUGAAGACAUUAUUUAUUUUGUAUAUCUUUUAAUACAGAGCCAGAGUUCAAAAUAUGUACAUCAAAAUAAUUUGUUUAUUUUUCCACUACAUUUUUAAUAAUUUUGUUAUAUUACAUGAUCUUCUUUUUAUCAGUGUCCAUUUUUACCUAGUCAUCCUAACCCCCCCCCCCCCCACCCCCCACCCCCUUCCCUUGUCAAUAGAUUAUGUACCCUUGAUAGCACGGUGAAUUGUAAUGUUGGUUAAAUUACUGUGACUAUAUAUCUGUAUAUUAAAUUAAUAUAAUGUUGUUAAAGUAGUGAUAUAUUAUAAUGCUAAUGUACAUAUGAUGUAUAUAAUUUGUUCAUGUUUUUUUUAGGAGGGUUGAAUAUCAAAAUGUCAAUCUAGUUUAUGUCUUCCUGUUUUUUAUUAAUAAGAUUUUUAUGUUUUGUUGAUUGGUCCUUAUAGAAAACACAAAUGCUAUUUGGUCACAUGGAUUAUCUUUGUGUCUUUUCAUCUUAAAUGUUAACUUUAUAUCUAGAGAAUACUAAAUGAGUGGCUAUUACUAUUAGAUACCCUUUAUCUAAAAAUUGUUUGUAAACGUAUCCAACUAUCAAAAGCAAACAUGGGUCACAGAGUAAUCAGUUUCAGCUUAACUUAUAUAAGUCACAGAUUAAUCAAUUUUGAUAGUGCUUUUUUUUUCAUUGGAUUGUAUGUUUAUGGCACCAGGGUCAUCACCUAGGAGCAGCCAGUCAUAUGUCUUUAAAUCGGUAACAUGUGUAUGCUAUCAUAAAUAACAAUGAUGUUCUCAAGAGUGUAAGAAAUUAAAGUAAAGUUAAAACAAGAAGAAAAAAAGUUUUGCCAAGUUGUCAUUCCAGGUCAAAUAUGGUAUUUGUGCUCCAGGAAAUCAUUUUAGGUAAACUGAUAAACUUUUGUUGAUUGAUGUAUUUGAUGAAAUUUUUUAAUAUUCGGUCUGGUGUGUAUUCAUUUUGUUUUCAACAGUAUUGCAGGUUUCAUUUAUGUAUGUCAUGUUGCAAAUGUCUAAUGAAUGCAUUUAGAUCAAAUUGAAACCACCCAGUUUCCUUGAACCCUUGAUUGGGAGGGGGGGGGGGGGGGGGGGGGGGUGUCAUUCAACAAUUAUGUAACAUAAUUAGGCAUUUUAUACAUCCUUCUCCCCACAUUUAUUAUAUUGUAAUGUAGAUACCCCCUAAAAAUGUAAUUGCUUUGUCAGUACCCCCCUCCCUGACACCCCAUACACACACAUUGGGAUGAUCUAUGGAUGAUUCUGAGGCUUAUGAAGCAGUUGUCCAGCUUGGAGAGGCAUAUUCCAUAGUGGGUAUUUUAGUUCUCGUGUACACUUGCUCGAGGAUUUUGCUGUUUGCACCCAUUAGUUCCAGCAAUUUUCUUCAUUAGUAACAGUUUUCUUACAUCUCAAAUCUCUGUGGCUUCCUUGUCAAGUUUUCCCUGCCAGGUGUGUAUCCUAUACUAGUCCAAGGAAAGUGGGUGGAUCUACUUGUACUGGUUGUUUAAACAUGACUUUCUUGUCAGUACAGAGGGUCAAAGGGUAAAAGAAUGUUGAAACGUCUGUGGUUAUACUGAAUUCCCCACUCUUUUUUUUUCUUCUAGUCAUUUACCUUGUUAAUGGUGAGUUGGAUUCUGUAAGUUGAUGUUGAUGAAUGAUCAGAGGAUCUCCAACUCUGUAAGGCCAUUAGCAUGCAGGGUGUUCGAGACUUGCUUUCGUUUGAUUGUUGUCACGUCAUUUAGGUUUGUUUAGGUUGGUAAUAAAUAAUUGAUAAAAAUCAUUUGUUAAAGAACAAAACAGCAAUCACUGCAUGUAUCACUGAAUUUUAUUUUUAAAGUCUGUGGCAGACUUGUUGGAUCUAUAUUCCCUUGCAACAUCCAGUCCUUUUAUUUCAUCCAGGGAACACUGCCAUUCAUAGUUGGCAAAUGUCCUGUCAUGCUUUGCCAUCAUGUCCACUGUCCUAAAUUUAAUUUUGAGUUUAUCAAAUACCAAUUUAUGCAGUUUUGCAAGCAUUUUGCUGGCCAUUAAUGUCAUUACUGGCUUGAAGCUGUUAUAAUGGCCAGUUUCUUUUUAGUGGGAAGCAAUGUCUUUGUGAGCUUUUACUGGUAUCAGCUGAGAGCUGCACGACUCUGCUGCUAAACUUCCUGUGUUCGCAUGUCCAUGCUUAUUGGCCCUGCAAUAUGCACAAUGCAUCAACCUGGUGUUGGCCAUCAUAUUCUAACCAUGGUUAAAUAUAAUUUGCAAAAAUACUUGUGUAACUUCCUAGGCAAGUACCAUGGUCCAUAUGUUUAAAGGUAUAAAAAUUGUAUCUCAGUGCUACGAUAUCGUAAUACCAUCGUAAUCUAUGGUGUGUGCUGUAGUGAUAUCAUAGCCUACAGUGGGUUUAAAAUUAUCAUAGUGCUAAGAUAGCUUUGAAAAUCUCUAUCUAUGUCUGUAUUUAGCAUGGCAGGACUUUUGUGUGGGUUUUUUUUUGUACAUAAUAAGUCUUCUCUUUUUUCUUCGGUUUUUUAACCGUGUACAUGUACAUUCUUUUUAAAUUUGAUCUUAAUACAACUCUACAUUUAUGGUAAAUAAAAACAUAUUGACAUGUAUACAUCAGCCCAAUACUGAACUGACAGUUAUUUUGAUAGGGGUGAAGAGUCUUAAAAACCGUAACACCGAGCUCAAAUAACUUUUUUAAUUCAAAUGGCAUCAAUACAAUUUUAUUUUAUUUUUCAAUACAAUAAUAAUAAACUCACAUAUUUUUAUCAAAAGAAAAAAUUCAUAAAAACGUUAUGUUACUCAAUUUCGAGAUGUCACUGAAUUUGAAGUUGUUUGCAGUCAUCCUGAAAAUGGCCAACCAACAAAUAUUGGAAGUGUAGUUGGACCACACAUUGUUUUAGUGCUAAAGGGAGAUUAUUGGCAAAUGUCUCCCAUUCUUUGUCAUAACACAAAUUUUCAAAAUGAAUGUCGAGAGGGAUUAAGAUAAAACAGAUAAAAAUCAAAAUGUUGUAGAAAUCAAACCUUUUUUUCAUUAUUAUUAUUUUGUACAAGCUGGAGACCUUUUCCUGUUUGUUUUUUCCAGGAUUAAUAUAAUUAGCCAGUUUAGAAUUACCAGAUCAGUGUGAAUUACAGUAGAAAUGUAUGUCAUAAAUACUGAAAAGUACCCUAUUGAAUGUCGUAAAUGUAUCAUGAAUUAUUGAAAAGUACACACUACAUACCUGUAAGCCUUACAGUGCCAGGUAUAUGUUAUGAUGAAUUAUUGAAAAGUACACACUACAUACCUGUAAGCCUUACAGUGCCAGGUAUAUGUUAUGAUGAAUUAUUGAAAAGUACACACUACAUACCUGUAAGCCUUACAGUGCAAGGUAUAUGUUAUGAUGAAUUGUUGAAAAGUACACACUACAUACCUGUAAGCCUUACAGUGCCAGGUAUAUGUUAUGAUGAAUUGUUGAAAAGUACACACUACAUACCUGUAAGCCUUACAGUGCCAGGUAUAUGUUAUGAUGAAUUAUUACAGUACUGCAUGCAUGUUAUCAAUUAUUAUAGACCUGCAUGUAUGUAAUGAAGUAAAACGAUACACUAGAUUACAUGUAUAUGUAUGCCAUGAUUUACUGAAGAAUGCGCCAAAUCAUAAUUAUUAUUGAAUACUACACUAAAUGUGUUAUGAAUUGUUAGUGAUGCAUUAUAUACUAAAAUGAUAGAAGAGUAUGUGAUAAAUCAAUAGUGUUUUAAUAACAGCUUUCUCAUAGGACUACGUGUGUAUCACACAUUAAUGGGAUUACUCACUUCUUACAACUCACUCUGCAGUCUUAUCUUAGUUCACAACUUAUAGAAGUUUGUUUUGUUUAACGACACCACUAGAGCACAUUGAUUAAUUGAUCAUCAGCUAUUGGAUGUCAAAUAUUUGGUAAUUCUGACUCGUAGUCAUUAUAGGAAACCUGCUACAUUUUGCUAA
Gigantopelta aegis is the source of this 6164-nucleotide messenger RNA. RefSeq names its product beta-1,4-galactosyltransferase 7-like. Gene Ontology annotation, biological process: proteoglycan biosynthetic process; carbohydrate metabolic process. Lineage: Eukaryota; Metazoa; Mollusca; Gastropoda; Neomphalida; Peltospiridae. Bases 129 to 1091 code for a protein of 320 amino acids. The record is from RefSeq and is a predicted model, not a curated record. The transcript is spliced from 6 exons. Gene Ontology annotation, molecular function: xylosylprotein 4-beta-galactosyltransferase activity.